Molecule: messenger RNA, 1542 nt
Organism: Malassezia vespertilionis
Lineage: Eukaryota; Fungi; Basidiomycota; Malasseziomycetes; Malasseziales; Malasseziaceae
Exons: 3
Coding region: 1-1542 (513 amino acids)
Cellular component (GO): nucleus
Molecular function (GO): protein binding
Source: RefSeq, a predicted model, not a curated record
AUGUCGUUUGCAGAAGUCAAGGCGAAGCGCAAGGCACGCGACUUCUUUUCCACGCAGGCGCAUAUGCGAGCAAACGAAGCAAACAAAGCAAACGAUACUCCCUAUGCCCACGCGCUGCAAGGCACGUCGCUGUAUGUAGUCCACACCGAAAAUUAUGGGCGUGGACUUGCUGUAGGAAGCGACGCCAAACCUGGGGACGUACUGCUGCGCACGACUCCACACGUAUCAGUCCUGCACACGAACCAAGUCCAGGAUCGAUGCUACUACUGCUUCCGCAAGCGCCCAAUACCGCUGGAUGCAUGGGACGCUGCGCGACAUUGCGACGAAUGCGGUGCAUUGCAGCGCUGGGCAUCUGCAGCGCGCGAUGCGGGACAGGCAUCUGUCGAUCCAGGUGCAGAUCAAUACAGCGCAAUGGAAGCGAGACCGACCGAGGAUGCGGAUGCGGCGCAGCUUGCAUUCCAACUCGCACGUUUUGUGAGCAUGGAUGCUGACCCUGCGACGUCGCUGCGCGCGUUUGAAUGCCCCGAUGCCGAGUCGCUAUUAUCGAUGAUUGGCGCAUAUACCGCGAAUGCAUUCAUGCUCUCCGAUCCGCAGCUGGACCCUAUCGGGGUAAGCAUCAGCCCUGUUGCGGCACUGUGCAAUCACAGCUGUACACCAAACGCCGUCGUGGUAUUUCCUUCCAGCUCCUCUUCGCGUACGAUGCAGCUUGUCUCGCUCAAACCGAUCCGCUCAGGCGAACAAGUAUGGACAUCGUACGUGGACUUGAUGGACACGUAUGCUCACCGGCAACACAUGCUGCAGGCACGGUACAUGUUUACAUGUUCGUGUCCCUUGUGCACGCUUACUACCUGCGGUGCGCCCCACUGGACGGAUCCGCGAACAAGCCUAUGGUGUCGCGUGCCGGGGUGCCGCGGAUUCGUUGCCACGCCGCGCCUGGAUGCAGACCGAAGCGAUACGGGUGCAUGCAAUGUGUGUGCAAAGCAAAGUACCCUGCGCGGUACUUUGGCCUUGCAUACGAGAUGGCAGGCCGCCGAGGCGCUCGCAGAAAUGGCACAGCACGAUGCGGCCGCGAUACCCUACACAAAGCUCCUGUCCAUGGUAGCGUGGCUCAGCGAGCUAGUCCCACCUGCGAAUACACUGCUAUGGCGUUUGCUCUACACCAUGCACCUUCUUGCGAUCGAGCGAGCACAAACGGACGCGUCGAGCUGGGGCGAUGCGGCGCAGCUGACCAUGCUCUUGUGUGCGGGCGCACAAACGUGUGCCAACAAGUCCGAUCCGGAGAGUGCAGUAUACCCCCGUGGCCAUCCAGUCCGUGCGAUGCUGCUCACAACGCUCGGAAAACUGCUUGUGCAAGUUACAAGUGUGGCUGAGGUGCGGCGUACGCCGCUGUUUUCGGGAGCGCCUGCGCUUCCGGCCGACGUUGCACAAACGGCAUGGUUGGCACAACAGGCACUGCAACAAGCGCUUCAAGAGGCGACUAUUGGUUUCGUGCAUGGUGAUAUUGUAGAUAUGGCGCGUGCUGCACUCGCUACAGGGUCAUAA